UUCGAAUGGCGUCAUGUGUUGGAUCUGCUGUAACCAAUGGUGUCUCGCGGUGGCUGAAAGCAGGGCGGAGCUUACUUUUAGCAUAGUGCGCACUUUAUUCACACAUGAAAGUCACCAUCGCAUUCCUUCGACAAAGAGGACUUUUGAGAAGGGUAAAGUUUCACUUUAAACACUUUAACGGCAACGCGAGAAGUUUAUAAAACAUUAAGUAUAUUUGGGGCAUUUACGAAUGAGUUGUUUUGUGUGAGAAUGCUUAUGUUUUUGUGAGGAAACAUGUUUAAAAGAGCUCAGGUCAACAUGAACGAGGAGGAUGUUUUGUCAAGAUGCAUUGAGAUCAUCCAGGAUCAACUGUAUUUCGCCGUCCUUCAGCAAAAACUGAAAAGCACGACUGAGCGACAUUGUUUCUGCAUAGAUGAAGAGUUGGCAUAUGAAAACUUCUAUGCGGACUUUGGCCCUCUCAACCUGGCCAUGUUUUAUCGCUUCUGUUGCAAGCUGACAAAGAAACUCAAGUCCGUUACACUUUCAAGGAAGAAGAUUGUAUUUUAUACCUGUGGUGACCAGAAGAAACAAGCCAAUGCUGCCUACCUCAUAGGCUCAUAUGCAGUAAUGUACCUGAAUAUGGCACCAGAGGAGGCCUACAGUUUGCUGGUGUCAAGGAACUGCACAUAUAUUCCAUUCAGAGAUGCCUCGUUUGGAACCUGCAUGUACAAUCUGAGCAUCCUCGACUGCCUCCGUGCUGUGCACAAGGCGCUGCAGUACGGCUGGCUGGACUUCUCCAACUUUGAUGUGGAAGAAUACGAGCACUACGAGAGGGCGGAAAAUGGUGAUUUGAACUGGAUCAUUCCGGGGAAGUUCCUUGCAUUUAGUGGGCCUCAUCCCAAAAGCAAAAUAGAGAACGGCUACCCUCUGCACGCACCUGAGGCCUACAUCCCUUAUUUUAGUAAACACAACAUCACCAGUAUUGUCCGGCUCAACAAAAAGAUGUAUGAUGCCCGGCGCUUCACAGACUCGGGCUUUGAACAUCACGACCUUUUUUUUGUGGACGGGAGCACGCCCAAUGACACCAUUGUCAGAAAGUUCCUCAAUAUCUGUGAGAACGCAGAGGGAGCCAUCGCCGUCCACUGCAAAGCCGGUUUGGGGCGCACUGGCACUCUGAUUGGCUGCUACAUGAUGAAGCAUUACUGCAUGACGGCGGCGGAGGUGAUUGCUUGGAUACGGAUCUGUCGCCCGGGGUCGAUCAUCGGGCCUCAGCAGAACUUUGUUGAAGAGAAGCAGAACAGUCUGUGGGCCGAGGGAGACGUCUUCCGGGAGAAGAUGCUAAGCGAAAGGGAGAACGGUAAACUGGCCGUUACCAGAAUCCUCUCCGGAGUGGACGACAUAACCAUUAACGGCAGCAACAAGAACAGGGCAUCCAAGAAAGGAGACAUGGAACUGUACGACGACAACGAGGAGCGGAACGGCCUGACGCAGGGCGACAAACUGCGAGCCCUGAAGAGCAAGAGGCAAGCCAGAUCCUCAAGUUCAUUAUCGCAAGAAGAGAAUAAGGUUCACACCAGGUCGGCGUCUCUUAACAGGGUGGUGUUUCAGACCAGCGUACAGAGCUGUAAGACCAGCGUCAACUCAUUGGCUCCGUCCGACCAUUUGGACAGCAGGAAGAGGACCAGAACCUCGCUGCCAGUCAGUGGAGCAUGCAGCGCCGUGUAUCGCACCCCAUUGGUGGGCAGCUUUCAUGUAACGGCCGGCGGCCCCGUGCGUUGUGAGCCAUGUGGCGGCCAUAAAGACGCAACCAACACGUGCGCUCCCGUCAACUUAAACAUGGCGCACUUGCAGUCACUCCAUACCUAAAGCCAGAGCUCCUUUACUUCGGUGAGCCUGUGGAUGUGAAAAUCCUAAUUUGAAGGAGGUUGGAGCAUUUUGUAACCAGUGGGGUACAACUUCAGAAUUUUAUAUACAUAUACUGUGUCUGUGUAUAUAUAUACACACACACGCUUUUUUUUUUUUUUUUUUAAGUCCUGCUUGGCUGGGCAUUUCAAAUCUCCGUUGAAAGUAGUGCUCACUUAUUUUAUCACAUCAGUUUAUUUGAAGACUGUAAAUAUUAACAUUAGUCACUUUGAAAAGGUUUUAAUAUUUUGUACCGUUUGAAUCCUGUGAUCAUAAGAACCAUUCUAAUGGGACUUUCACUCAUGUACAUCAUAUACAUUCUAAUAUAAUCACUUUUGAAUUAAAUAUAUACACCCUGCUUUAGGGACGAGCACAUUUUGUGACUGCAAAUACUGAAGGACAAGUCAGAAGAAAAUGUGAAGAGUUCAUAACAGGGACACAUUUGCAAACUUCUUUAUUUCCCAGGUAGUCAAAGCUCAGUGCCAUAGCUGAAUGAGAACAAAAAUCCAGCAGGAUAAAACACCAAACCUUAAAGGGAUAGUACAGAUUUUUUUUUUUUUUUUUAAACAUGAAGUUGUAGGACAUCCCCAUCAGCAGUGUAGUGCAUCAGUGACUUACUCCCCACUUCGUCUCGUGAGCCCAGUUAAUAUUGGUUCUGAAAACAAUAUGCAUUCAAAAGAGUAAUACAUUUGCAUCACAAAUGCCUUAAAAAAAAAAAAAAAAAGACAGACCUCGCAAUUGCGCGUGGUUACUUUGUCUCCCCUCGUAUCACGGCACAUGCAUUGUUGUGCAUGUUUUCCAGUGUUUGUGCACAGAUGUGAUGCGUCGCAGUCUUCAGCUGCUGUGGAACACAAUGGACGUGCAGCGAUAGGACGGGAGAGAAAGUACCGCAGAGCAAUUGUGAGGUCUUUUUUUUUCGAGGAGUUUUGUGACGCAAAUGUAUUACUCUUUUGAACGCAUAUUGUUUUGGCACACCAAACUCUUAAGUGGCCCCACCAACUAACCAGAACUACGUUCCCCAUCACCGAAAUCCAACCAGAACUUGGCU
Dunckerocampus dactyliophorus (ringed pipefish) is the source of this 2929-nucleotide messenger RNA. It is a transcript of the gene cdc14b, whose product is annotated as cell division cycle 14B. The transcript is spliced from 15 exons. The record is from RefSeq and is a predicted model, not a curated record. Gene Ontology annotation, cellular component: nucleolus; spindle pole; mitotic spindle. Bases 274 to 1845 code for a protein of 523 amino acids. NCBI's taxonomy places the organism in Eukaryota, Metazoa, Chordata, Actinopteri, Syngnathiformes, Syngnathidae. Gene Ontology annotation, biological process: positive regulation of cytokinesis; protein dephosphorylation; microtubule cytoskeleton organization. Gene Ontology annotation, molecular function: protein serine/threonine phosphatase activity; protein tyrosine/serine/threonine phosphatase activity.